This is a messenger RNA of Nothobranchius furzeri (turquoise killifish), 2146 nucleotides long. Lineage: Eukaryota; Metazoa; Chordata; Actinopteri; Cyprinodontiformes; Nothobranchiidae. The record is from RefSeq and is a predicted model, not a curated record.
UCAACCACUGGAGGGUGCUAAUGCCCGUCUGGAAGAGCUGAAGAAGAACCUUUACCAGAGGGAGAGAGAAAUCACUGAGCUUCUAAAGGCAGAGAGAAGAUCCGUCCCUCCUGUCCCACACUGCAGUGUUCUGCUCCCCACUGUCAUACACAAGGUGCAUGCGAUCUGUUGCUCAGAGGCUGAGACAAGAGCUCUUUUGGACAAAAUGAUCGAAGACAAUCAAGUUGCUUUGGCUGAAGUUAGAGACAAACUGGACCAUCUGCAGAAUGCUGCCGACAAGAGCGAUGACAGAGAGAAGACAGUAGACAAGGAGUGGUCAAAUGAUUCCAUUUUAACUAUUUUACAAGACACAUUGAGGGAGUACGAAGUCUGCCAUGUGGCUUUAGACUGCAUAAAAUCUGGAGAAAACCCUGUAACAAAUGAUUGUGAAACCUCAGAGAUGGAGGACAUUGUUGGACGAGAGACAAAUGCUCACAAAGCAAAGAAUGUUGGCCAGCAGCUUCUCCUGCUGCAGGAUCAGUUAAAGCAGGAAAGGGAGGACAAAAAGAAAAUUAUUGAGAACUACACAUCAGAAAGGUCCAUGAGGAAGAAAUAUUACAAUAUGGUGGAAGAAAUGAAAGGUAAAAUUAGAGUGUUUUGUCGAAUUCGUCCAAUGAACCAAAGUGAAGCAUCGCAGGGUGGGGUGGCUGCUGCUGUGGAUAAAUUAGAUGAUUACUCUGUCUCCGUGGAAACCCCUCGUGGGCCCCGAGACUUUGUGUUUGACCGGGUGUUCAGCGCCGAAGCCUCACAGGAGGAUUUAUUUCAAGACACAAACAGGUUGAUCCAGUCGGUCAUCGAUGGAUACAAUGUUUGUAUCUUUGCUUAUGGCCAGACCGGCUCCGGGAAGACCUUCACCAUGGUGGGGGACAAGGAUCAAAAGAACCCUGGGAUCAUGCCGAGAUCUUUCAAUGCUAUAUUUGAUAUCAUGCGGGACAACGGGUCUAAAUUUGACUUCAAGGUGUCAGCCUACAUGCUGGAGUUGUACAACGACAAGCUGCAGGACCUCCUGGCCAACCAGGCAGGUGAGACCCAUGCACAGACCCAACCCCGCAGCCCAUCCAGGCGGGUGGAGAUCAAAAGAAACAGAAAGGGGGUUGUAUUCGCUCAAGGAGCAGAGACAAAGGAGGCCUCCAGCACCCAGGAGCUCUACGCUUUGUUCCAGCAGGCCUGCGCCAACAGACACAUCGCUGCCACCAAGAUGAAUGUGGAAAGUUCCCGCUCCCAUCUCAUUGUUGGCAUCAUGGUGGAGAGCAGGAAUCUGACCAAUGGGAGUGUGAGCACUGGAAAGCUGAGCCUCGUGGAUCUAGCAGGUAGUGAGAGGGCAGCCAAGACUGGUGCCAAGGACCACCAGCUCAAGGAGGCAAACUCCAUUAACAAGUCUCUGAGUGCUCUGGGUGAUGUGAUCUCAGCCUUGUCUGCAGAUCUGCCUCAUGUACCAUACAGGAACAGCAAGCUCACACAGGUAAUGCAGGACUCGUUGGGUGGAAACGCCAAAACGCUCAUGAUCGUUAACAUCUCUCCUUCAGAAUGCAAUCUUGAUGAGACUCUGACAUCUCUAAUUUAUGCAACCAGAGUGAAAGCCAUAACCAACAACGCCCAGAGAAACGUGGAGAGCAAAGAGAUCGCCCAGCUGAAAGAGGUGCAAACUGUUAUGGUUAAGUCCAAGUGUGAAUGUCUGUCAUGUUGCUUCUUGACUGCAGCCAACUAAACAACAAUAACACAAACACAGUAACGUUAUUCUUAUUUUUAUUUCUGACAGAUGGUCAUGAAGCUAAAAUCUGGACAAACUGUGGAGGAGGUGAAUUUUUGAGCUAAUUGGGUUUUAUCAUCUUUGAUUGAGCUUAAUUUAUGCUAACAGUCACAUAUUUACAAUAGUUUCAAUAGUUUAUUUGAUGUCAGGGAUAUUGAGAUUCAUUAUCCCUGAGCACAUUCAGAUUUUUUUCUUCCAAAGACGGUGACUGCCUGUAAUGUGUACAGCUUGGAUGGCUCUUUAUCAUUAAACAUUUCUAAGUAAUUGAUUGAUGCCAGUAAAAAGUCAUUUAAAAUGUUUAAUGAUUGGAUCGUUUAUCAUCUGUUUGUUGCCUAAAUGCCUCUAAAUAAAAUUAAA